This is a messenger RNA of Calypte anna (Anna's hummingbird), 1612 nucleotides long. RefSeq names its product antagonist of mitotic exit network 1 homolog (gene AMN1). Lineage: Eukaryota; Metazoa; Chordata; Aves; Apodiformes; Trochilidae. The record is from RefSeq and is a predicted model, not a curated record. Gene Ontology annotation, biological process: SCF-dependent proteasomal ubiquitin-dependent protein catabolic process. Bases 44 to 844 code for a protein of 266 amino acids. The transcript has 7 exons. Gene Ontology annotation, molecular function: protein binding. Gene Ontology annotation, cellular component: SCF ubiquitin ligase complex.
UUCGGGGCGGUGCCAUGUUCCUCGCCCUGCCCCCGCCGCUGCCAUGAGCCGCCUCAGUAGUGGUUGGGAGGGAACCGGCGAGGAAGUACCGUUUCUUCUGGACCUAUGUGUUCGAUGUCUCACAAAGAACCUUUCCAGAUAUUCUGCUGAUAUAAAGUCAUUACCACCCAAUAUAAAGGAUAAACUGAUUAAAUUAAUGAGUUUGCAAGGGCAAAUAACCGAUUCAAACAUCGGUGAGGUACUGCAUCCUGCUGUAGAGUCUCUAGAUCUCAGAGACUGUCGUAUUUCAGAUAGUGCAUUAUUUCAGCUUUGUAACUGCAAGCAAUUGAAGAAAAUCAACUUAAAUUCUUGCAGAGAAGACAGAUUGGGAAUCACAUCAGAAGGUAUCACAGCACUGGCCUUAUCCUGUCCUUACUUGCGUGAAGCAUCUUUUAAAAGGUGCUCCAGCAUAACUGACAGUGGAGUUCUUGCUCUUGCCCUCAACUGCCAGUUCCUACAAAUAGUGAACUUGGGCAGCUGCUCAGGCAUCAUGGAUGCAUCUCUGCAGGCAUUAGGAAAAAACUGCGAGUUUCUUCACAGUGUGGAUUUUUCAUCUACUCAGGUAACAGAUGAUGGUGUUGUAGCACUAGUGAGUGGAACAUGUUCAAAGAAUUUAAAGGAGGUCCACAUGGAACGCUGUGUGAAUCUGACUGAUGUUGCUGUGGAAGCUGUCCUUACUUGUUGUCCCAAGAUACACAUUUUUCUGUUCCAUGGAUGCCCACUGAUAACAGAUCGUUCCCGAGAUGUUUUAGAGCAGCUGGUCAUAUCAAACAAAAUCAAGCAUGUAACAUGGACAGUUUACUGAUUAUUUGUUGUGUACUUAGGAGUGUAAAGUUUACAGAUGGGAGAGCUCUAAGAAAGCGAGCACCUUGGAGAAAUAGCUGGUGACUUCUGUAGUACCAGAUUGCUUGCCUCGUUGUUUCCACCAGAGGUCUCCAUCACCAUUCCAGUCUUUCCUGUGAGUCUUGGCUUCCCCGUUGUCUCUACUUGAGAGCCCUGUCUGUCUUUGCAUCACUAGCCAUAUUUCAUUAAGAGAAGAGUUAAACUGUAAUUAAUAUUGCACGGCCAUCACUCAGCCUCCUUGAAGUAUUGGGUUCGGCUACUGCUUAGCAUUUUAGCUGCAUAUACAAACCCAAUUUAACUGAGUCUGUGCUCCAAGUUUGUAUUAUGGUAGUGUAGUUGCAACUAAAUGUACCAAGACCGACAUAAUAUUAACUCUAAUGCAGAAGUGUGUGUAAAGUUGGGACUGUAAUCUGACAGAAGUCAACAGACAGAAGUAGUGAGUGGAGGUAGCAUUAACAGCAAUGUGAAUUUUAAGUAGUAAUAAACAGUCUCCUUUUACUGUGUAACUUUUGCUACAUCUAGAGGAAAAAAACAUAGGCACCUUUCUUUUUAUGUUACUGAUGCUGCAGAUGCCUCGUUUUAUUUACCAUAAAAUACUUGCUGGAUUUUUUUACAUAUCCAAAAGUAAAGUCUGUGAACAUGUAAACAAAAUUGCCUUGAAAUUAUUGCGGUGAUGUAAAAAAUUUCAGAGUAGUAGCUAUGACCAAUAAAAAGAAAUCAGUUGUAUAUU